Messenger RNA from Hippocampus zosterae (dwarf seahorse), 797 nucleotides. Its product is annotated as probable pancreatic secretory proteinase inhibitor. Bases 277 to 600 code for a protein of 107 amino acids. Gene Ontology annotation, molecular function: protein binding; serine-type endopeptidase inhibitor activity. NCBI's taxonomy places the organism in Eukaryota, Metazoa, Chordata, Actinopteri, Syngnathiformes, Syngnathidae. The transcript is spliced from 4 exons. The record is from RefSeq and is a predicted model, not a curated record.
AAGCCCCCCCCAAAAAAAGGAACGAUGAAACCAAAGCCGUCAAAGCGUUGCGAUCACUGAAUUGUGGGCGCAGACGCACAAAGGAGCCGAGCGACCCGCGGUCGGUGACGCGCGGUUUCGGCGCGACGUGUUUUGUCCCGGCGGCUUGUUGUCGGGUUUUUUUUGCGCUGGCUCAGCAGAGUCUGCGAUCCCCGCCGAUUCCCCCCCGCCCCCCAUUCCCCCCCCCAGCUUUAGACGGCCACAAAAGCCCCGUCGCAACACGGCGGGCGCGCCUAAAUGUUGUACAAGUGGCGCGCGCGAGACCGGCCCAAGCUUGGCAUCGGAACCGGGCCGACACUCAGCAUGUGGCGCGACCGGGGGCUGCCGCCGCUCUUCGUCUGCGUCUGCGUCCUCGUCUGCGUCCGCGCCUAUGCCGAGGACGGAGACGGCCUCUUCAGGAGGCCCCAGUGCAGCGGCGCCGCGCUGACCCGAGCGUGUCCGCUGGACUACUCGCCCGUGUGCGGCAGCGACGGGAUCACCUACCCCAACGAAUGCGCUCUGUGCAUCAGCCAACUGGAGAAGAAAGUGGACAUUGUGAUCGUGAAGGACGGGCCCUGCUGAUGUCCUCGGAGCAUCGCAUUUUUUCGCACACACACGCACACACACGUUUGUCUAUUUUUCAUGGAGUUCCUUCAAAGCAGACUGCGAUUUUUCUGACUUCUUUCUAUCGUCGCGUGUGCAAAACGACAAACCAAAAGAUGAAUGUUGAUGUGACAAACUACACUUCAACAAAGUAAAUAAAGACGUCGUGUUAACAA